Molecule: messenger RNA, 3900 nt
Organism: Helianthus annuus (common sunflower)
Lineage: Eukaryota; Viridiplantae; Streptophyta; Magnoliopsida; Asterales; Asteraceae
Exons: 2
Coding region: 1333-2946 (537 amino acids)
Molecular function (GO): nucleic acid binding; zinc ion binding
Source: RefSeq, a predicted model, not a curated record
UCGGGGGGGGGGGGGGUCAACAGACCUUUAAGUUAACUGAUAAGGGGGCCCCUUCAACUACAGGAUUGGGUUGAAGUCCUAGCUUGUUCUUGGGAACUUGGAGGCUUCGAAGACUUGUUUUGAAGAUCACUAGAGUUACUAGAUAAAGGGUUGUUAGAGCAUGUGAGAUCGUUGGUACUUGUACUGGAUUAGUUUAGUUGUAGUUUGUAUGUCUUUUGAAUGUUUAGGGGUUGUUUUGUAAUUAUCUAGAAGUAAUAUUCCUGACCUAGUGUAGUUAAGAUUCCAGCAAAUUUAUAAAUUUGCUGGUUAGUCAGGAUGCUAGUAUAAAUACCCCAAGCAUUGUAACACAUUCAAGCUUUUGGCUCUUGGUGGAAUCAAGUGUUGUUUACAUUCUCAUUGAGCUUUGAUCUGAUUUCCAAGGUUGUUUAUUGUUAUAUCAUUCUGUUUGGAUUCAAUACAACACUAGUUGUAUUCCUCAAUCCAUUAGCUUCACCUUCAUCUUCAUUCUUGAUAUUUCUUGACUAAUCAUAGUUCAAACACUUAAUCAAUAGGUGUUUUGGACUAAAACAACCUACCACUGUGAUCCGGAUACGUUUUGGGAUCUACAAUUUGGUAUCAGAGCCUUUGUGCUCUUGGUUGUUGUGUUCUUGUUAAGAUUUUUCAUUGUUUUGAAGGUUUUUCAAAGUUUCAAGGUUUUUCAAAUUUUUGGGCUUAAAAUGGAUUGAUUUGGUGUGUUUAAUUGAUAGGUUGUUGUUAAUACUUGGUUAAGGAGUCAUUUUGGUCAUUUUGGUGCAUCAAAACAUGGUUUUUGGGCUGUUUUUAAGUGAUUAGAGGGUUUUAGUUCGUGAUAAACCCUCUGGUUAGCGAAGAUAACUUGAAUACAGCGAUGAGUUUUUGAAUACAACGAAGAUAAUUUUGAAUACAGCGAAUAUAUACUUUAAACGUAGCGAACAUAGCGAUAUUGUCUGAAUCGCUGAGUGUUCCGUCGCAUAAUCAGCAAAUUAGCCGACUAACGUUCGAGCGAAUUUGCUGAUCAUCAGCGAAACAGUAUCAUUUGACCCAUUAGCGAAUUUAUCGAAGGCGACUUCGAGAACCGUGCUAGCGAAUCACAGCGUUCCUAUCACGGUUUCCGGCAAUUAUAACCUAACUUCGUUUGGUGUUUGAUUUGUCAGCGAAGAUAAAUUGGUGUUCGUGCAGGAUCCAACAUCGUGUCAGCGAAGAUAGCGAACAAGUUAGCGGAGAUCAUCAGUCAACUUCGUUCGCCGGCGAAAUUAAAGAUCUGUCAGCGAAUUUAAGCCUGUUUCAGCACACGUUUGUCAAAAACAAAGAAAAAUGUCGCUAAAUCAACUAAGUCCAAUCGCUCAAGCGGAACUUGAAACUGGAACCACAACUCGCCCACCAAAGUUGAAAGGAGCGGAAGAUUUUAGCACUUGGAAAACUCGCAUUCAGUCGUUCUUCGAGUACACGGAUUACAAUCUGUGGCUCUCCGUUACGGCCGGACCUCACGUUCCUACGGUAGUUAGAGGAGAUUCGGUGGUUCCUAACAAUGAUGCUACCACCUUCACUGACGAAGACAAGGCCCUCAUUCAACGUGAUCGUCGUGCACACGCCGCUCUAACCAUGGCUUUAUCAACAAACGACUGCAACAUGUUUGAAGAACACCGAACUGCUAAUGCACUCUGGAAUGCAUUGAUCGAGUACUAUGAGGGAAAUGAAGAACUGAUCGAAAGCAAGAGAGAUAUGGUGCAAAAGCAAUACGACAUGUUUUGCGGAGUCCGUGGAGAGAGCCUGUCUGAUCACAUUAGCCGCUUCCUAAACAUGAUGACCAAAAUGAAGAAAGCUGGAAAUCCUGUAACCAAUCGUGCUGCAAUAAAGAAAUUGCUUGACUCGCUCCCCAAGGAAUGGAGCCUGCAGUGUAUGAUGAUCAAGAAGGAAUUCCUCAACAAUCCUAAUCCUGUUACUCUGUCAGAUCUGAUCAACACUCUAAGGGCAUUUGAAAUGGACGUAAACAAGAGAGAGAUGAACACUGCUGGAUAUCAACCUAAAGCAACUCAACCUUCAGCAGGACUGAAGAAUGUAGCGUUUCUCGCUUCAGGGGGCAUUACUCCACAAGCUUCUGAUCUAAUUUAUGCAAAUGCUUCCGCAAGCGCAUCUAAAGCCCCACAAAUUGUUGAGAAAACGAUCACUGUCGAUACUCAAGCACUGAAAGUUUCAACCGAGAAUGUGGCACUCUUCAACACUUUCCUAAGCAGCUAUGAAGCCCUAAUGUCUGGGGAAUUGAGGAAGGAGAUGUUUACUGCCGAAGACAUGUAUCAGGUUGAUCCAGAUGAUAUGGAAGAAAUGGAUCUGAAAUGGCAAAUGGCCAUGAUCACUCUGAGAUUGAAGAAGUUUCAAGACAAGACAGGCAAGCGAUUAGGUCUUGGAAAAGCUGGUUUUGAUAAGUCUAAGCUGAGGUGCUACAACUGUAAGAAUCUUGGACACUUCAAGCGUGACUGUCCGAUGUUGAAAGAGGGAAACAGUGAAGCUACUCCUGCUGCUAAACAGAUCACUGCCGAAGAGAACAAAAGCAACGCUUCUCCCAGCACGCCAAAGGCUUUGGUUGUUGAAGACUAUGACUGGAGCGAAGAGAUCACUGAAGCUAAGGAACAAGUCAACAAAGCACUGAUGGCCAAAAUCUCUAGUGAAUCAUCUGCAAAGCACUUUGAGAAGCAGACAACGGGAAUCCCAACUGGAAACAAUGAUGCUGACCAGGGAUUGAAAGGUAUUCUGCCUUCAGUGGAGUCUGGUGAUAAAGCUGAAAAAGAUGCUGAGAAAGGAAAGGAUAAAGUUCAAGCUACAGCCAUGAAAGCAGAUGCAUCAAAAGAGAAGGCUGACAAAGACUUGAUUCCAUUGAGUGUAAAGAAGAUGUUUGCGAUGAUGAUGGAGACUGCGGAGGGUCAAAAAUAGGAAUUGGUUAUUCAGGCGACAGUUAUUCCACCGUUAACUGGUUCGUCUGGAAUUGUUCUAAAAACAAUGUUAAGGAUGAAUGUAAUAGUUUAAGUAGGAUGGAUGACUGUAAUGGCCAAGUGCCUAAAACUAAAUCUGUGGAUGACUGUAAGGGCCAUGUGCCUACAUUUGAGACCCGUGAUCAUGAACCUUAUGUGUCUGAAUGUCAUGGUUUGAAUUAUGCGUGUCAUGAUGAUAAUGUUGCUUGUGAAUCUCCUGUAUUUGUGCCAGAAUUAAAAAGGAAUAGCUUUGGAAAAUUCCUUACAAAGGAAAUUCCCGAAUUUAUUCCUUCCAGAACAGGUAUGACAGAAUCAGAAAAGAAAGCUACUGAAGAUCAAGAUAAUGUAGAAACAAGCGCCAUUAUCACAGAAGACGAACAUACAUCAGUAAGUUCGCAUUCAGAAAUCUCAACUGAAGAUCAAGCAACUAGUGAUGAAAGCUUCGAAUGUUCAAGUUGUGAAGCAAGUGAAGAACAAAAUUCAAGCAAGGACAACACGUCUGAAAGCUCAUUCGAUUCAGACAGUGAUGAAGAAUUUCCCGAAGAUGAAAGCAGAGUGGACAAGAAAAUGAAGAAAGCAAAAAGCUCAAGAUUCUCAUCACAUACAUCAUCUUCUCACACCAAAAGACCCAGACAUAAAAGAUGUUUUCGCUGUGGUCAUUUAGGACAUACAGUGAAACAUUGUAAAACCAAAAAGUUUCCUAAACCAGAACAUGAUUUUAUUACAAACGUCACGCAGCAACUAAAUUAUCUUAAGAAAUCUGUUAAAAAUCUGGUUGAUUCAACUGCGUAUCUUUGGAAACAAAAAGAGGUCAAAGUGGGUCAAAACCACGAUAGAUUUGAAAUGAAACAGAUUUGGGUUCCUAAAUCAAACUAAUCUGUAUAUUUGUACAUUUGUAUAUAUCAGAAUAAGCUCC